This is a messenger RNA of Thermochaetoides thermophila DSM 1495, 1074 nucleotides long. Its product is annotated as exoribonuclease-like protein. The transcript has a single exon. Gene Ontology annotation, cellular component: cytoplasmic exosome (RNase complex); nuclear exosome (RNase complex). NCBI's taxonomy places the organism in Eukaryota, Fungi, Ascomycota, Sordariomycetes, Sordariales, Chaetomiaceae. The coding region runs from base 1 to 1074 and encodes 357 amino acids. The record is from RefSeq and is a predicted model, not a curated record. Gene Ontology annotation, biological process: nuclear polyadenylation-dependent mRNA catabolic process; U5 snRNA 3'-end processing; U1 snRNA 3'-end processing.
AUGGCGACCGAUGCCGCAUCAGCCCCUCAUUCCCUUACCUUUCCUCGAGGCAUCUUCGCCAAACUCUCUCCGCACCCUUACCUUUUGCGGACUCUCUGCCCGGAUCCCUCAAACAGCAGCAGCACUCCUCAGAGAACCAAUGGACGCCGCCCCAACGAGGCCAGACCUUUUCGAGUUAACUUGGGCUCCCUCUCUCAUGCUCAUGGCAGUGCCCUGGUCCGUGCUGGAGACACGACUGUACUCUGUGGUGUCCGCGGUGAGGUGCUGCCUGUCGAGCGAAUUCCUUUGUUUCGACAGCCGGAUGUAAAUGGCAGUGGAAUUGGUGCUACCGUCGGAAGAGGGGAACUGAAGGAAUAUGAUUUGUUAGUACCGAACAUCGAGCUCGCAACAGGUUCAGCUCCUCAGUUCCUCCCAGGUGUUCCCCCUACAGCGCUAGCGCAGACACUAUCCACACGGGUGUACUCACUGCUGCAUUCAACGAGGCUGGUGAGCGCAGAGGAACUAAGGAUCUGGUAUCGUCCAGUUGCAACAAACAGAAGCAAAGAAGGUGAAGACGUGGAAAUGGAAGAGGAAUGUCAAGAAGAAAGUGGAGAGGAACAGGACAGAGUGGUGGCGUACUGGGUUCUGUAUAUUGACUUGGUGUUCUUGUCCUUUGAUGGGAACCCUUUUGACGUGGCAUGGGCGGCAGUGGUUGCCGCACUCCGUGACACCAAGCUGCCGGUUGCGCGGUGGGACCCCGAUAGGGAAAUGGUUGUCUGCUCGAAGACUGAAACGAUGAAGCUUACGAUCAAGGGUUUGCCCAUUGCCUGCAGUGCGGCGGUCUUCUUGGAGAAGGAGCACGGCGAAGUCGCGGUUGGUGAGAAAAACCGUCACUGGAUCCUUUUGGACCCUGACCGUUUGGAGGAGAGCUUAUGCAAGGAGGUGAUUACAAUGGUUGUGGACUUCAGUGAUGGCGAGACGAGAAUAAGGGCCAUCGAAAAACAGGGCGGCACCGUAUUUGGGAGGGAGCUCAUCCGCAGCUUUGCUUUGGUGGCUGAAGACAGGUGGAAGGUCGUCAAGGAGGUGAUGAAGUGA